GAACCCCUUAGGGAGUUGCCAGUCUGUGCAAGGAAUUACCAAAAUGCUAAAGACCUCGCGUUUACAUAAAAUUAUAAAUAAAGAUGUGUUUUUUAGAUGCUUGAGACUGCGGAGUACGGCCGUCGAAUUGGGUCAGAGCUCGCGACAGAAGGCGUGGCUGAUCGCCAGAGAGCGGUACCGGGGUCAUGACCACGUUCAUUACAGCUCUGUUUUGGAGACCAAACUGAAACCAUCUUAUACGAUUCCCGAGGCCACACCGCCUCUUCCCGAGGACUGGAUGGACGACUACGAGUUCUACAAGGGUGCCCAUAGUGGGGCAGACAAGCAGGGCACUCCAGAUCCCUCGGUUUCCGCCUCCAAAGUUCCCUGCAACGGAUGCGGCGCUAACUUGCACUGCUCCAGUGCCACCUUGCCCGGCUACAUACCGAGUGAAAUAUUCCGCGGUAGGACGCAAGAUGAGCUUCGGACCAUUAUAUGUAAGCGGUGCCACUUCUUGAAACACUACAACAUUGCCCUCGACGUGGAGGUCGCUCCAUCGACCUAUGUGGACACCAUAUCCCGCAUUAAGGACAAAUAUGCACUGGCCAUUGUGCUAGUGGACUUGCUGGAUUUCCCCAGCUCCAUUUGGCCAGGCAUGCAAAGUGUACUGGGCACAAAACGACCCGUUUUUCUUGUGGGCAAUAAGGUGGAUCUACUGCCACGCGACUCCAACAUCUACCUACAGCACAUCAAGGAUUCCCUCCAGCGAGAAUUCGUUAGAUACGGCGGUGGCGACGGUCUUAAUAUUAAGAACGUCAGUCUUAUAUCUGCCAAAACGGGCUAUGGCGUCGAGGGGCUCAUCACGCAGCUGCACAAGACAUGGGCCUACAAGGGGGACGUUUAUCUACUGGGCUGUACCAAUGUCGGCAAAAGCUCGCUGUUUAACAUUUUACUCAACUCGGACUAUUGCCGGCCGGAGGCCAGUGGCCUGGUGCGGAAGGCCACCACUUGUCCCUGGCCGGGCACCACACUGAAACUUCUACGGUUUCCCAUUUUACGUCCGUCCAGUGAUCGCAUUUACUUGCGCUUUAAGAGAUUAGUUUCUGAACGAAGUGAGAAGGCGGCGAUGGAGAUGGAGCGGCGCGCAGCUGCUCGGGAAACGAGGUCAGCUGCAGCUGCCCAGCCCGCUGGUUCCGUUGGACGCACUUUUGAUCGGCGCGAUGAUGUCAAUGAUGCUUUCUCGAUGGCCAGUGGGUGCCGGCCCAAUACCACCCUAAACGAACGCCAGAAGGAGUACAAGGAGGCGCGCUGGGUCUACGACACUCCCGGAGUGAUGCAUCCCGACCAACUGACACCCCUUCUUACGACAAAAGAGCUGCAACGGCUGCAGCCCUCUACAAUGAUCCGCCCCAGAGCUUUUCGUCUGCGACCUCAGAUGAGCAUCCUAAUGGGAGGACUGGCCCGUCUUGAUCUGUUAGAUAUAAAAAGCUCAAAAAAACAGUUUGACUGGUUAAAGGUUUUUGUGUUUGCCUCGGAGAAACUACCCGUGCUAAUUACAGACACCGAGGCGGCGGAAGAAGUGUACAAAAAAUAUUUGGGAACACCAUUCCUGGGAGUUCCCUCUACCGAUGAGAAUUGGGAGGCUCGCCUUCAGAGUUGGCCAGGGUUACAGUGCAAACAAGAGGAUAUUGUGCUAACAAGCUGCGAGAGAAAUGAGGGGCGGCUCAACUGUGAUAUUACACUUAGCUCUGCGGGCUGGAUGGGAUUGCUACUGCCCGGUCAUUCUGAGUGUCGUCUUCGAGCGUGGACACCAAAGGCGGCUGGCAUUUACAAACGCGAACCAGCCUUAAUACCCCUAGCCGAUCGAUUGGUGGGAAAGCACAUUAGAUACUCCUUGGCAUAUAACACCACAAAACCAUUUGUUUUUAAAAAAUAAAAGUGUUUAUUUAAA
Molecule: messenger RNA, 1930 nt
Organism: Drosophila ficusphila
Lineage: Eukaryota; Metazoa; Arthropoda; Insecta; Diptera; Drosophilidae
Product: nitric oxide-associated protein 1
Exons: 1
Coding region: 44-1915 (623 amino acids)
Molecular function (GO): GTP binding
Source: RefSeq, a predicted model, not a curated record